CGGAGGUUUAGAAAUCAUGCGGCUUUAAUGGUUCUACGGCCGUCGCGGAAUAUGACAUUGUAGCUGGUCGCGUGUCUGCAAUCCUGACCAGAACAGCGGCUAUGUCAGUAUAUAUUGGCGCAGUUCGAGGACUGCAUAGCUCAGAUGUUCAGACAUCGUAAACUAUCGCAAUCAGGAUCAACACAAGCUGAUAAGCUUGAUACCCAGAGCCAUUGAAUUGUUCAUUCAUCACCACAAGCACCAAUAUGGACAAGUCCGCUUCUUCAUGGGCCAUCACACCUCCCUCGUCAUUCAAAGCCUCCCUCGCGAUCACGCACAUCGGCAGUGCCACUACCCUCAUCACCAUCACUGCCAAGAAUGGCGCCAAGAAUGGCAACAAGACAACCUUCCUCACCGAUCCCAUCUUCUCCCCGGCCGGCACAGCCUUCCCAGUAACUGCUGACUUCUCACUGGUCGUGCAAAUCGACCCUGCCCUUUCGCUCUCCAAUCUUCCGCCCAUCGACGCCGUCCUGCUCAGCCACGAAGACCACCCCGACCAUAUCGACGCUCCCAGCAGGCAACUCCUCCACGGCCGACAAGUGUUCACCACGCCUGAUGGGGCUGCGGUAAUCGGCCAAGGCAGAGACCGCGGCGGAUUGUGGGGUCUCAGGCCCUGGGAAAGCGUAACAGCCUCGAUCGGCGGCAGCGAGUUUACCAUCACGGGGACGCCAUGCGAGCACCUCCCUGGAGGCGAAGUGACGGGCUUUGUUAUUACCACGUCAGACUUUGGCGAAGAUGAGCAAGGACGGCCUCACGCGGUCUGGUUCUCGGGGGAUACAUUGUAUCUACCCGAAGCGCACCGCCAGCUGAAGGACAAGUACAAUAUCUUGGUGGCCAUUGUCAACCUGGGCGGCGUCAUGAUUGACUGGCCGCCGCCGCUGCCAGCCGCGUCUCAGCCGACAACCGCACCCAGCACUGUCGAUGUCGACCCUGCCACCGAGAGUGAGCCUGGCAAACUGCAGACCACAAUGGACGGGAAGCAGGCGGCACAGCUGUGCAAGGACUUGGAGGUCAGUGUGCUCGUGCCGGUGCACUAUGAAGGGUGGCUUCACUACACGCAGUCCAAGGAGAGCCUGGUCAAGGAUCUCGAGGACGAGGGCGUGGCAGGACGGGUUUGCUGGCUGCCUGGAGGUGGAGAGGCGAGACGGGUCAUAUGAACGAGCAGGCCGGGAGUACAGGAACAGAGAACCACUGGCACUCGGCGUUCCUGCUAUCACAUGUCUCGAGCCGGAUCGAAACGUAAUAUAUCAUCGCUCUCACUGUACAUUGUUCACUAAUGC
Molecule: messenger RNA, 1319 nt
Organism: Microdochium trichocladiopsis
Lineage: Eukaryota; Fungi; Ascomycota; Sordariomycetes; Xylariales; Microdochiaceae
Product: beta-lactamase superfamily domain-containing protein
Exons: 1
Coding region: 246-1196 (316 amino acids)
Source: RefSeq, a predicted model, not a curated record